This is a messenger RNA of Camponotus floridanus (Florida carpenter ant), 1549 nucleotides long. Its product is annotated as lysosomal aspartic protease-like. Gene Ontology annotation, cellular component: lysosome. The transcript is spliced from 8 exons. Gene Ontology annotation, biological process: cell death; proteolysis. The record is from RefSeq and is a predicted model, not a curated record. Gene Ontology annotation, molecular function: aspartic-type endopeptidase activity. NCBI's taxonomy places the organism in Eukaryota, Metazoa, Arthropoda, Insecta, Hymenoptera, Formicidae. Bases 138 to 1295 code for a protein of 385 amino acids.
UACCGAUCAGCGUCAAGACCAGUGUUAGUAAGCGACAACACUUUAUUUUCUGUGUAUCCGGUCAUAAAGAACGUGUCGAAAGAAACUCGUUCAAAUUUUCACAAAUCGAAACUUUAGUAGUAAAUAAAUUCAGAAGUAUGUUUCGCCUAUUUGUGAUAAUGGCGGCGCUCUUUAUGACGAUCCACGCUCAAAUAUACAGAAUUCCGUUCUCGGACAAAAUGGAUUCCAAUCUACAAUAUUAUAACCUUUCGGAAUUACAUGACAUCAAUUUGCAAGAAAUUCUUUCAAGUGAUAAUCAUUCAAGUGAUAAUCUUCCUUCAGUACUUUUGUCUAAUUUCCAAAACCUUGUAUACUAUGGCAAUAUUACCGUUGGAAAUCCGCCGCAAGAAUUUAAAGUAGUAUUUGAUACUGGUUCCGCAAAUCUUUGGAUACCGUCUAGAAAAUGCAACAUCGAUGCUUGUUUAACACAUGAUCGAUAUGAUAGCAGAAAAUCCAGCACAUAUAUAGCAAAUGGUACUAAGAUUCAUUUAUCAUACUUCUCUUUAAAUGUAAGUGGGUUCCUAUCUACUGAUACAGUGAAUAUUGCCGGCCUCACUAUUGAGAAUCAAACAUUUACAGAAAUCACUAGCGUGACAGAUAUUUUUGAAUUUUUACCCUAUGAUGGUGUCGUGGGGCUGGGUUAUCUCGAUCUAUCUAUCCAAGGAAUAACACCUAUUUUCGACAAUAUGAUUAAACAAGGUUUAGUGUCAUCAUCCAUUUUCAGCUUUUAUCUAUAUAGAGACUCUUCAAACGAAACAGGUGGUGAGUUUAUAUUGGGUGGUUCCGAUCCUGAUCAUUACGAGGGCGAUUUCACAUAUCUUUCUAUUCUUCACAAAGAACAAUGGCAAUUUAACAUGGAUACAGUCAUUAUAAACGAUCACAUUCUGUGCGAGGAAGGCUGCCUAGCUAUUGCUGAUACAGGUAGUUCGGAUAUAAGUGGACCAAUAUCAGAUAUCACAUAUAUUAAUAAAUUUAUUGGAACUUUUAAUGUUAAUGGACAGGAAAGAGUGAACUGCAGUCGAAUUUCUGAGUUACCUACAAUCAGUUUUAUUUUGGAUAAUGUGGCAUUCGAUCUUACUGGUAAAGAUUACGUCGUUCAGGCCCUAUACAAUGAAACCUAUACAAUAUGUACAAGCAGGUUUCGUGGAAUUGCCUGGUUUAAAUUCGAGUGGAUUUUAGGCGUUCCGUUUAUUGGCCGUUACUACACUGAGUUUAACGUGGAGAGUGAAUUAGUGGGAUUUGCUUUGAUGAAAUAAAUAAUUAUUACCUUUUCUAGCACUUUUUAAAAUAUCACAUCUUACAUAAUAAAAAUGUACAUAAUGUAGAAUUAUACAUUUUGUGAGUUUUGGUUUACGGUCUUGGAUUAAAAAUUGGUAUUUAAUAUUAUUCUUAUAUAACUAACAUAACUUUCAUAAUAUUUGUUUAUAACAAACUUAAAGAGAUAUUCAACGUAUUCCAAGACUGUGCAUAUCUUUAAUUAUUUAUUUUUAUCUUUAAUUAUUACUUUUUU